UACUCACUAGUUCCAGUUCUCAAUCGGCAAGGACUCUUAUGUCGAUUGCCCUUCGGCCAAGACAAAUUUCUUUUAAUAAGUGUGAUUUCACAGUGACUAGGAUGGCAGGACACAGUGCUGUUGACGAAGCGAAAUUCACUGGACUUGCUCGGUACUUCAAUGGAGAAACAAGGCGAGGGAGAGCAAAUGUGGCUGGUGCAACGUAUGCAGGCAUAGCACUAGUUGCAGCUUACUUUAUGAUGAGGAAAAAGCCAAGCAAGAUGGACGCUGUACCACCAGCAACGAAGUAAACCAUGGUCAAGAGCAUCACUAGGAUAUUUUUAGCUGUAAAUUAAUUCUACCUACACUGUGUUGAAGGACAUGUGGUACUGCUUUAGUCAGUGGUCACCUUCAGAGAAUAUGCAAGGUCUACAUAUGAAUUCUCGCUACUGAAUCUUUUCUACGAGUAAAAAUGUCUACGAGCAGUUUUUCAUAUCUUGAAGCUAAAUUGGAGCACAACAAAUGUUAAUGUACUGUUGGAAGUUUAAAAGAUUAUAUCAUUGAACCUCAGAGACGUACAAUGUUCAAUAAAAUGUUUUUGUUCAUCUGAAUUA
Priapulus caudatus is the source of this 593-nucleotide messenger RNA. Its product is annotated as up-regulated during skeletal muscle growth protein 5-like. The transcript is spliced from 3 exons. Bases 39 to 290 code for a protein of 83 amino acids. NCBI's taxonomy places the organism in Eukaryota, Metazoa, Priapulida, Priapulimorpha, Priapulimorphida, Priapulidae. The record is from RefSeq and is a predicted model, not a curated record.